CGACGUGAUGAAGUCCCACCAGGGGCAGCCCUGCGAGUGAUAUCGUUGUUUUCCCGUGAAGCCAUCACACUGAGAUGGAACUUCCACACUGCAGCUCGCAACCAUUUGUUCCAAGCUUUAUCUUCUUCGAAGAACCAAUCACAGCGCCCGGCGAGGCCACGUCACUGAGGAUGCAUCCAAUCGGCGCAUGCGUCUCACGAGCGAACGUAGCUUGGCAAAGAUGGCGGCGGGCUCCGAUUUGCUGGAUGAUGUUUUCUUCAACACAGAUGUGGACGAAAAAGUAGUUAGUGAUCUAGUCGGAUCUCUGGAGUCUGAACUAACGGGAGCAGAGCGUGUUAACACACCGACCAGGGUUCAGUCUGUAGCAAAUCACGCUGGCAACUCGACUGUAGGUAACGUUAGUAAUUCCAAUGUCCAGGGUCUUGGAGGCAGCAAAAUGGGACUUUCACAACAAGAGCUUGCUAAAGCAGGGACGGGAGUGCAAGGGGGUGUCAUUAACAGUACGGGUUCCCACGGUUCAAGCAUGGAUGGAGCAGCCGGGACCACAUCGAGCACGACAGCCGCUCAGAGUCAGUCUAAGCCUGGGACAGCUAGCGGAGUCGUUACGGUCGUAUCAGAUGCAGCAUCUAGUAUUGGGAAACCUGGAACGACUGGUGUUCAAACUUUAAAUGGAAGUAGCGUUGUGAUGAACUGUCAUAUCACCGGAGGUACCAGCGGCGCCAACUCACAGCCCGCUGGCACGCUUGUCAACAACGGACCCGUUUCUGUGAGCAAAGGAAGCGCAACAGUUUUGUCUGCAACCCCAAGUACUAUUCGAAAUUCUUCGACGAGUGCGCAGAAUGCUGUGAUUUCCUCUCAGUCCUCUGUGAAAAGCUUACCCACUGUCACGCUUGUGAGGCCACCUAUGCAAACUAACACCUCACAAAGCGGAGGCAACCAAACCACAGUUUUAACAUCACCCGCUGUUACUGUUACCAGCACGGCUGGCUCGCUCGUCAACAAAUUCGACUCCACAAAAGCUGUAAUGCAGACUGGAGCGUACGUCGUGGCUUCUGGUGUUGCGACAGGGACAAUAGCGACCAUGAGGAGCCCGACCGUUUUGCAAAACGUGAGGACUUCGGUUCCGUCAACAAUCGCUGCUACUCCUGGUGGGAUACGAGCCAUUGCUCCACAGGUGUUGGCCCCUCGACUCACUCAGCCUCAACAAAACGCCCCAAAUAUCCAAAACAUCCAGCUCCCUCCAGGCAUGGUCUUGGUUCGCAGUGAGAGUGGGCAGCUGCUUGUGAUUCACCAGCAGACCUUGGCUCAGAUGCAGGCUCAGUCGCAGUCCCAAAGCGCCAUGACGCCACGACCUGCAGCCCCCACCAGCACUCCACCUGUCCAGAUCACUUCGCUACAGGCUCCAGGCACGUCAUUACUGGCUCGUCCGGUUACCCCCACCGCCAUUAUUAAACAAGGUUCCACAGUUCAGACCACUGUGGCAACAUCUACCACACUGCAGACGCCUGUACAGCAGAACACCAUCAUGCUGGGAGGAACUGCUCCCACCCCGGGACAGCCGCUUGGAACAGCCACCACAGUGCAGACUGGUUCUGUAGCAACAGCAGUUACACAGAGGACCCCUGUCACUCCAACAGCUGUCACAGCUGAGACACUAGAGAAUGUAAAAAAGUGUAGAAACUUUCUGUCCACGUUGAUCAAGCUGGCAUCCAGUGGGAAACAGUCCUCUGAGACUACGGCCAACGUCAAGGAGCUGGUCAAGAACCUGCUGGAAGCGAAGAUAGAGCCUGAAGAUUUCACCAGUAGGUUGUACCGGGAGCUCAACUCCUCACCACAGCCCUACCUUGUGCCUUUCCUGAAGGUGAGAUCAUUGACUGAUAUAAUGGUUAAUGCUGCAUGUUACAGGCUCUGUAAACUCAGACCUUGUUUAACAUGUACCCUCUUCACCAUGUGGAGCUUCAGUGCCAAAUGCAAACUUCUACCCCUUUUAGACCAAUGGGGGGAUGUCGCAACUCUGCUCCUAACCAGGGUUAACACUGCUCACCACUGAUACAGAUUUAUUAUA
Messenger RNA from Etheostoma spectabile (orangethroat darter), 2065 nucleotides. RefSeq names its product transcription initiation factor TFIID subunit 4-like. Gene Ontology annotation, biological process: transcription initiation at RNA polymerase II promoter; DNA-templated transcription. The record is from RefSeq and is a predicted model, not a curated record. Gene Ontology annotation, molecular function: DNA binding; RNA polymerase II general transcription initiation factor activity. Gene Ontology annotation, cellular component: transcription factor TFIID complex. Lineage: Eukaryota; Metazoa; Chordata; Actinopteri; Perciformes; Percidae.